Molecule: messenger RNA, 957 nt
Organism: Lotus japonicus
Lineage: Eukaryota; Viridiplantae; Streptophyta; Magnoliopsida; Fabales; Fabaceae
Exons: 3
Coding region: 107-667 (186 amino acids)
Source: RefSeq, a predicted model, not a curated record
AUAGUAGCAACAUGCAGUGAAGAGAACACCAAACAACACAUUGCAGAGAGAGAGAGAGAGAGAGAGAGAGAGAGAUCUUCACUACCUUCUCUUCUUCUCUUCUUCCAUGGCUUCCAAGCUGGUUCUCAUCAUUGUCUUCGUUUUUGACUUGAUCGCUUUUGGAUUAGCAGUUGCUGCUGAACAGAGAAGAAGCACUGCUAAAAUUGUUCUGGACAGUGAAGCGAAUUAUAAUUACUGUGUCUAUAAUUCUGAUAUCGCAACUGGCUAUGGUGUGGGAGCAUUUCUGUUCCUCAUGGUUAGUCAAAUCCUCAUAAUGGUGGCAAGUCGAUGCUUCUGCUGCGGGAAGCCUCUCAAACCCGGAGGUUCUAGGGCCUGUGCAGUUAUCCUUUUCAUAAUCUGCUGGGUGUUUUUCGUCAUAGCUGAGGUGUGCUUGUUGGCUGGAUCAGUGGAAAACGCCUAUCACACCAAGUACAGGACCCUCUUUGUGAAGGACAAUCCCCCUUCUUGCGAGACAGUUAGGAAGGGAGUUUUCGCUGCUGGUGCUGCUUUUGUUUUCUUCACUGCCAUAAUUUCUGAAUUCUACUAUAUCAACUACUCAAGUGCCAGGGAAAGCUUCCAACCAUACCUUGGUGGUGAGACCGGUGUCGGCAUGGGAGCCUACAAAUGAGAUUGUCAGUUAAGAAUUUCACUGCCAACCAACCUUACUACUGUCUGAGAAGUGACUAUAUCUAGAUUCUGGAUUCUGCAGCACAUUUGCUUUUUCCAUUCCCUGGAUUCAGUUGAAUAUCUUGUAUUUACAGUUUAGCUACUUUGCUAGAAUGAAUACGUUAUACCUUAGUAAUUUUUGUUGUUGUUACCUGUUGUGGUUUUCUACAGGUGAUUGAUUCAUUACUUCUUACAUUUUUGGGGUUCCUUGUGAUAUAUAAUACAUAUCAAUAAGAAAAUAACUUUCUUGCA